AUGACUAUUGCCAUCACCACCAACGCCAUCACCGUCACCAAGACUACCAUCACCACCAUCUCUGAGGCCCCAUGGAAAUCUGAGAAGACAUUGGCCAAACAUCCAUUUGGGGGCUGGAAGAGGCAGCAGGAAGAACCAGCAGGAAGCAGAAGCUUCUUUUCCUGGUGCCCUGACCAUGCUGAAGCAGGUGCAUCUGAGUUAGGACAGGCCGUCAAAGAUGGCAUCUGGCCAGACAUUAAAGAAGAAGGAGACGAAGAUGAAGGUAAAGAAGAUGAAGAUGAUGGGGAGGGGGAGAAGAGAGAGGAAGAUGGAUAA
Messenger RNA from Equus quagga, 315 nucleotides. RefSeq names its product protein SET-like. Bases 1 to 315 code for a protein of 104 amino acids. The transcript has 3 exons. The record is from RefSeq and is a predicted model, not a curated record. Lineage: Eukaryota; Metazoa; Chordata; Mammalia; Perissodactyla; Equidae.